UCCGGAGCAGGAGCAGAAGAAAACAGAUCCAGCUGCGCAACGCGGAAACGUUAACACCAUCUGAAACGCGUCCUGAAUCCACGAGAAGCUGCCACGGUCAGCUCCACCCUCACAGAACAACGCCCACUAACAGAGACCUUAAGAAACUCACUCACAUCUCCACCCGCCAGACGACCAGACGCCGCCCGGGAGUCAGUCUGCUUCUGCUCAUCAUGCGUCCACACAGGUCAGUGAGUAUGUUGGGGGCACUGCUGGUUCUGCUGGCAGCCUGUCAACAAUGUGUCUCAGCUCAUAGUGACACUCUGGCUCCACCGGAGGUCUCGCAGUACAAUGGCACUCUGUAUGCAGCCUGCAAAGUGAGACCCAGCUCCUCGCUGGCUCAGGGUCUGCCCAAAGUGUACGGCCAGGUGCUGUUCAAGCAGGAUUAUCCUCAGGGCAAACUCCAAGUCCUUCUGCGGGUCAGUGGCUUCCCCGUGGCCGGUGGUCCGGUGCUCAGAGCGGUGCACAUCCAUCAGUUCGGAGACCUGAGCACGGGGUGUGACUCCACCGGUGGCCACUACAAUCCACAUAAUGAAAAUCACCCCAACCACCCCGGAGACUUUGGCAACUUCGACACCCAGCAAGGGAAAAUCAACGCGAUGAUUGAAUCCGAGGCGACGCUGUUCGGAGCGGUGUCUGCGAUCGGCAGAGCCGUGGUGGUCCAUGAGAAGAUGGAUGACCUGGGGCUCGGCGGAGACCCCGCGAGCCUGCUGAAUGGAAACGCGGGGGGGAGGCUCGGCUGCUGCAUCAUCGGCAUUUCCUCCCCCGAUCUCUGGAACACGCAAUACAAGCAGUACACCCGUCGGCCGAGGAGGAGUUAGUGUGUCGGCGGGGGUGGAAGCUGCAGAUUCUCCCUUUAUAUUCAUUCAUUAUGUCCUCUGUGCUCUUAAACCAACAGCAAUCAGCGGCUUUCUCCCAAAGUUCAGCAGCUGAAGGGGUGGAAAGUCGCCGGCAGAGCUGCUUUAGGCCAAUUUCAACAGGUUUCUCAAAGUUGACACUAUCAGCCUCUGUUGAACUUUGUCUUUAGUGGCAAUUAGCAAAUGCUAACAUCAUUAUUAACAUCACGCCUGCUGCAUUAGCAUGUUAGCAUUGUCACUGCACAAAUAAAAUGUGCAGCCCAGACAGGCUUUUAAAACUGCAAACAGAUGAACCAUCUGUGAAGUUGGAUCUUAUCUUAUCUUAUCUCAUCCUGUUGUUUUUCCAAGCUUUAGAAACACGGGGAGAAAAUUCUGUCAGCGCCAGAGCCCCAAAACAUUUCUGCAUUUUCAUUAAAUAUCAAUGUUAUUCAUCAUAAAAAGGAAGAAAAUGUGACUCUUUCUCAACUUGCUUUUUUUAAAUCUGUCUUAAACUGUCAGAGGACAGCUUCCUGUAGUCAAACAUGCAAAUAAAGACGUUUUUCUCCCGCUUCA
This is a messenger RNA of Chelmon rostratus (copperband butterflyfish), 1448 nucleotides long. Its product is annotated as extracellular superoxide dismutase [Cu-Zn]-like. The transcript is spliced from 2 exons. Gene Ontology annotation, molecular function: superoxide dismutase activity; copper ion binding. The record is from RefSeq and is a predicted model, not a curated record. Gene Ontology annotation, biological process: removal of superoxide radicals. Bases 213 to 860 code for a protein of 215 amino acids. Lineage: Eukaryota; Metazoa; Chordata; Actinopteri; Chaetodontiformes; Chaetodontidae.